Aspergillus homomorphus CBS 101889 is the source of this 5140-nucleotide messenger RNA. It is a transcript of the gene pan1, whose product is annotated as actin cytoskeleton-regulatory complex protein PAN1. The record is from RefSeq and is a predicted model, not a curated record. The transcript has 10 exons. Gene Ontology annotation, molecular function: actin binding; protein dimerization activity; calcium ion binding. Gene Ontology annotation, cellular component: plasma membrane; mating projection tip; RNA polymerase II, core complex. NCBI's taxonomy places the organism in Eukaryota, Fungi, Ascomycota, Eurotiomycetes, Eurotiales, Aspergillaceae. Gene Ontology annotation, biological process: transcription by RNA polymerase II; endosomal transport; actin cortical patch assembly. The coding region runs from base 344 to 5140 and encodes 1598 amino acids.
CACCGUUUCGCCUACUGGGUCCUUCUGAACUUCUUUUCUCGGCCCAAACAGCAGAAGUCACGAUUUUCAAAACCCAAGUCUCGAUUCAAACGUCUUGUAUUGCUCCUAGAUCACUGCUUAUAUACGAGACAACCCGCCGACAAUUUCACUAAACCCCACGCCGAAGGGACAAAGAAGAUAAAAGUGGAAGAGGUCGACUUUCGACUCGUCUCUCCGCUAUCUCCUCUCCUCUACGAGUAUCCUCUCGCUUGGGACCACUCUUCUCUCGGUGUGCUGUGAAUCAGAGUCUUCUGAUUCCUUUAGAUUUACAUUUUCGUCUGGAUAUUUGAACUCCAAAAACAAGAUGAACGCUCCAGAUCGCUACGAGUCGUUUGUGCUCGCCAGUGGCGAAAAUAAAGUCGAGAUGGAGAUAGAUACUCGCAUCCCGUCGUCUGCUAUUUUCACUUUCAACAAAGAAGAUCACACCUUGGGCAAUUUGAUCCGUUCUCGCCUGUUGCAAAGUUCCCAUGUCCUCUUCGCUGCAUACAAGGUGCCUCAUCCUCUUGUUCCCCAAUUUCUGCUACGCGUACAGACAGAUGGCGAAAUCACUCCCAAAGAAGCUGUUGUUACCGCCUGCCAUGAGCUUGUCCGUGAUCUGGGCAUACUAUCUCGAGAAUUCACUAAAGAAUAUGAGCUCCGCAAAAUGGUCGGAGCUACUCAGCAGCAGAAUGGUGGUACUUCUAUCUGGGUUAACUUCUCCUUUAUGGGCGGCGCCAACAGCGCUCGUCCCGGACAACCUCCUUUCGUGCAGCAACCCCCAUAUUCGCCAUUCCCCCCCGGCCAACCACAGCAACAACAGCCACAUCAGACUGGCUUUGCUCCCCAACCAGCCGGCUAUGGGCCUACUAAGCUGCUCUCUGGGUCAGGAGGCUCUCAGCUGCAGCCUCAGUCCACAGGAUUCCCCACUGGGCAGCUCCAGCCCCAAUUCACCGGCCUCCCUGGAACUUUAUCGCAAUCGCCUCAGAAUGGUUUCCAAGCAUCAGCUCAGCAUCCACAGUAUACGGGGCUUGCCUCCCAACCGCAGACUACUCAAUUCCAGGUCCCGUCCAAUACGAGUCUUCCUGUUCGACCCGCUCCUCGGACAUCAACAGAAAUGGCAGACUCGUUCCAGGGCAGUACUGGUAUCGCUCCGCCGCCGCCGCCGCCGAAACCAGCUGGAAAUAAGAUCCCCAAUAUAAGGCUUUCAUUCAUCACCGCGCAAGAUCAGGCCAAGUUUGAACAGCUGUUCAAGUCCGCCGUGGGCAAUAGUCACACAAUGAGUGGAGAAAAAGCCAAAGAGCUUCUACUACGAUCAAACCUACCGGGAAAUGACCUAUCCAAGAUUUGGAUUCUAUCUGAUUCCACCAAGUCGGGGCAGUUGUUUUUUCCGGAAUUCGCUCUGGCUAUGUACCUCUGCAACCUCAGGAUUACUGGCAGGGAUCUCCCAGAUGCUCUUCCGGAGAAGAUAAAAAACGAGGUUUCCAGCAUGGUCGACAUAAUCUCUUUCCAAGUCCCGGAUACCCAGCCGGAGUCUAUCGUCAGGACAAACGUUCCGAAUUUCGAUGCCUCGAUGAUGGAGGCCCCAGCUGUCCAUUCAGCUCCUAAACAGCCUCAGCCUCAGCAAUCAAAUAAUGCUCAGCUUUUCACCCAGCUUGAGACGCAGCCCACUGGCUUUUCUCAAGCAACCGGCUUCCAGCAGAUUCAGUCAUCAUUCUCAGGCCAAAGUGCUAUCCUUCCACAAAUCACAGGACUACCUACGCAAUCUCAGCAGCAAUUUUUGCAACCCCAGCCAACGGGCUUCAUGGCCAAUUCUCAACCAACAGGUUAUAACGGGCCUCGCCCUCCUGUUCCGCCCGUGCCUACUGGUUAUGGGCAGAACCUUAGCCCUGCGCAAACUGGGAGCGCUGUUGGGCUAGUCGCACAGCCUACCGGCCUUCCCGGACAAUGGGGAUUUGUUAACGCGCCUUCGUCGGGACUGCCCAAUAUUGAAGCUCUCAAGCAACAACUCAUGCCGCAACCAGGCCGCGAAGGUGGCUUUUCUGCUGCUGGCCUUUCGGGCAACGCUCACAUUCCAUGGGCCAUCACUAAAGAAGAAAAGAAAAUAUACGAUGAUCUAUUCCGAGCAUGGGAUGGAUUUCACAAAGGCUUCAUUGGCGGCGACACUGCGAUCGAGAUUAUGGGCCAAAGUGGCCUAGAUAGGAAAGACCUGGAGCACAUCUGGACGCUGGCAGACCCCCACAAUAGAGGCCGUCUCAACAUGGACGAAUUUGCCGUGGCAAUGCAUUUGAUAUAUAGGAAAUUGAACGGGUAUCCGGUCCCCAGCCGCCUACCACCAGAGCUUGUUCCUCCAUCGACGAGAAACCUGAAUGAUUCCAUCGGCACAAUCAAGUCGAUGCUUUCCCAGGAUGCGGAAACGCGGAAGGCUUCAGGCGCGUUUUUGCAACCACAAAAGACCGGCGUAAGCUACCUAAAAGAGCACUCAUUCCGCGGCGGUGCAGCUUCUCCAGGUGCCGGUCGCAAAGAUGCCACUCUCUUCAAGAACAACGACGAGGCCGCUGCCGGUUAUCGCUCUAGCGCUCGUCGCCGUCUAGGUAGUAGUGGUCGGACACCGUCUCCUACUACUUCACAGACAUCCGAAGAAGAGCUUUCCGUGGAACAACUGAAGAAGAAGCUACGCGAGGCUCAGAUUAUGUUAGAUGCGGUGGAUUUUCAGGAUGAGAACCAGGCUGAGGAGGACGAUGCCUUGGAUCGAAGAGACCGAAGGGAGGCUGAAAGCCUGAUGGAUCGUAUUCGGCGUGUUCAGGAUGAUAUUGACACUCACCCUGAUGCUUUCUUACGCAACCUCGAUUCUGGCGCAGAGCGGCGAUCUUUGCGCCGUCAAUUACAGGCCUACGAAGACCAGGUUCCGCAAGUUGCAUCAGAAACGAGACGCAUCGAACGAGAAAUCGCAGAGGCUAGAUUAGAACUUUUUCGCUUGAAAGAUGCGAAGAAUCAUCCUAACAGCGCCUCUAACAUCGUGGGGACAGGGCCCGGGGGUGCUGUGACUGAAGCUGACCGUAUCAAGGCACGGGCGCGUGCCAGAAUGCAGGCCCGCGCCGCCGAACUUGCUGGACGGCCUAUUCCGCCUUCGCAAGAUGAUGACGGAGCUGCCGCACGUCGCCUUGAAGCAGAAACUGCCAACGUAAAGGCUGAGAGAGAAAAGAAUGAGAGUAUGACCCGUGAUGUGGAAGAUAGCGUCAGAGAUUUUGCACGAAGCCUUGAGGACAGUCUCAAAGGCGGUGGCGAAAAUUCUACGCGUGAGCAUGAAAGGAGACGCUGGGAGGAUGCCCUGGGCGUAGAAGAUGUGAUUCGGGACUUCAUCUAUGACUUGAAACGCGGUAGCCGCACUGCGCAUAUUCGUAAGGAGGAGCAAUCAAAGGCAGUCAGUGCUAAGGACGAGCACCAGCAUCAUGAUGCGGGGUCGUCCCCCUAUACAGCUGCCGUACGGUCUUCUCCUGUGCCUACCAGCUCCACGGGGCCGUUGCCUGGCUCUACACAUGAGGACCGGGUUGCGGCUGCUAGGGAACGUGCGCAGAAGCGUAUUGCUGAGCGAAUGGCAGCUGCGGGCCUGAAACCUCAAAGCGACUCCAUGGAAACUCUUACCCAGCGCCAGGAGCGAGAAAGGAGAGAGCGCGAAGAACGGCUGAGGCGAGCAGAAGAAGAAGACGUCAAGCGGGAACAGGAGAGACAGCGACGUUUGGCCGAAGAGCAAAGAGAUACUGCCACACGCUUCAAGCCCACUGGUAAGAAACCUCCUCCGGCACCACCCUCGAGGAGAGUUCGCACCGAUAGUGGAGGCCAAGCCGAUGCGAAGAAGGCUACAGAUACAUUGGCCGAAACAGAACAGUCCACUCGGGAACAAGCGAUCAGAGAAGAACAGCGUGUCCAGGAGGAAGAGACUAUGCGCCUAGAGUCCGAAACCGAAAUCCGUGAGGCAGAGAUGAGGAAAGAGAGAGAGGCACAGGAAGCGCGCCUUGCUGCUCUCCAAGAGCAGGUUAGACAGGGCAAGAUCAAGAAGCAGGAAGAGAAACGAAGGAAGGAAGAGGCAGCCCGCGCGGCAAAAGAGCAGGAAGCAAGAUUAACAGCCCAGCGUGCUGAGCUUGAAAUGGCAAGAGAAAGAGAACGUCAGCUUCAAUUGGAACUGGAAGGGCUCGGUCAAGAAAGUUCUUCGGAUGAAGAAGGCCCCGAAGAUGUCGCUGCUCGGGAUAGCACACCGACUCAGAGCCAGCCCGUUUCCGCGGCGUUAGCCACCACGCUUCCGUCCUCAGCCCCAGUGUCAGAGCCCCCGACAGAGUCAAGUAUCGAUCUUGGCCAGUCCUCCACUAGCAGCAAUCUCAACCCCGAAGCUGAAUCCAAGAAUCCCUAUUUCAAGAAGAUUGGCCAAGCCCCAGAAACCCCAGCUGCUGCAUUACCGGUGUCACAACCCAAAGUCGUGUCUCCUAGAGCUGAUCCCCAGUCGACGAACCCUUUCCAUCGAUUGGCCCAACAACAAGAGAGCACCAGACCGAACUUCACUGCUCCUGGCCCCUUGGAACGCAAAUCACGAGCUCGUCCUGAGGCGGAUGAUGACUGGUCUGCAGCAGGGUCAGAUUUCGACUCCUCUGAUGAUGACGAUGACGAACGUCCUGGCGGUGGCAGUGCGAAGCAACUUGCGAGUAUUCUGUUCGGUACUAUGGCUCCUCCACGACCUCUCAGUGCCAUGGAGGAGAAGUCUCCAUCCAAAUCUUCCACUCCUGUACCGGAAAACUCGAUAGCACGACCACUGCCAGUUGAUGAGACAGAAGGAUCGGUUUCUGGAGUUGAGGGAACUAUCCCACCACCUCCGCCACCCCCCCCUCCUCCAGUGUCAACCCUUGGCGUCGAGCCUGUUGCUCCGCCACCGCCACCGCCGCCUCCUGCUCCCGGCCUGGCACCUCCUGCUCCGCCUCCGGGCAUUCCUCCACCACCUGCACCUCCAUCGGCAGCAGCAGGCACAAUGGACCGAGGUGCUUUGUUAGCCUCCAUACAGGCAGGCAAAGGACUUAAAAAAGUGCAGACCAAUGAUCGAAGUAUCAGCUCUACCGCAGGUCGUGUGCUGGACUAA